Molecule: messenger RNA, 1731 nt
Organism: Rotaria sordida
Lineage: Eukaryota; Metazoa; Rotifera; Eurotatoria; Philodinida; Philodinidae
Source: the annotation of a GenBank genome assembly
AUGAAUUUUGAAUCAUUAGCUAAUGAAUUAUUACUUGAUAUAUUUGAAUAUUUCAAUGCUAUUCAACUUCUUCAUACAUUUCAUGAUUUAAAUAUUCGUUUUAAUAAACUUAUUUAUCUUUAUUUACAAUCGUAUCCACUUGAUUUUCGAUCUAUAUCUAAGCAAGAUUUUGAUAAUAUUUGUCAAAAAAAUCUUCCAUUAAUAACUAAUCAAAUAAUAUCAAUUCAUCUUUCAAAUGAUGAUGAUACUCCUGAACAACCAAAUUUAUUUUUUUCAUUUGGUUUUCAUUUUCAACAAUUUACAAAAUUACAAUCACUUUCAUUAUAUUAUAUUCGUUCAACAGAUUUAAUUAAUAAUAUAAUACAUGAUUGUCCUCAUUUAAUUUAUCUUAAAAUUAGUAAAUGUAAUUUUGAUGAUCAUAUGGAAAAAGCUCAAAUUUGUGUAAAUAAUAUUUGGAAUUUAAUAAAAUUAAAAUAUUGUUAUUUAGAUAUACCAUUUUGUAAUAAUUUUCAUAUACCAUUAUCAACAAUAAUUUCAUUAUCUCUUGAAAAUCUUUCUAUUGCAAAUGAUUUAUUUAAUAUAAAUGAUUUAAUUUGUUUAUUUCAACAUACACCUAAUCUACAAAAUCUUAAUUUAAGAAUUGAAGAUACAUCUUAUAAUGAACAAUUUCCAUUUAUUAUUCCUCUAUUAUCAAAAUUAAAAAUUUCUUUUAAAGGUUCAUUAGAUACAUUGAAAAAUCUUUUACAAAAUAUGCCUACUUUAUCAGAAUUAAUUAUUGAAACAGAUGGUAUUUAUAUUGAUGGAUAUCAAUGGGAACAAAUUAUUAUUAAUUAUUUGUAUAAAUUAAAUGUAUUUAGAUUAUUAAUGUUCUAUAAAAUUGAUGUUGAAAAAAAUAUUAAUGAUGAAAUUGAUCAAUCACUUGAAUCAUUUCAAACGAAAUUUUGGCUUCAUGAUCAUCAAUGGUUUGUUCGAUGUGAUUCUAAUACUGAAUAUGGAUUUAUUUAUCUUUAUACUCUACCUUAUGGAUUUAAAAAAUUUUAUAAUCUUGCAAGUGAUAUGUCAAAAUCUACUUGUUCAAUUGAUAAAAAAUAUCAUAUAUCAAAUUAUGUCAAUAGUCUUAGUCUUGAUUAUUUUUUAUUAAGAUUUGCAUCACAAUUUCCAUUACAAUUUUCAAAUAUUAAUCAUCUUGAAUUAUCAUUUCCUUUUGAUGAUGUUCUUUGGUCAAUUCUAUCAAAAUUUAAUCGAUUAAUAUCAAUUGAAUUAGUAUCAAUUAUUCAUCCAGAUGAAAGUGAUCGACCAAUAACUCAUCUUCGUUUAUUACUUAAUCGAGCUAUUAAUCUUUAUUCAAUAACAAUGGAUUAUUUAAUAAUGUCACAAUUAUCAUUAGUACAAAUUAUAAAUAAAUCAAUUCGUCGACUUGAUUUAAUAGCUAAUGAUGGACAUUUUUAUGGUUUAGAAUGUAUUUCAUUAAUUCAAUCAUUUUUAGGUGAUCAAUGUGAAGUUUUAUUAAUUAAUAUUGAAAAUCGAUCAAUUGUUCUUGAUUUAGUUGAAAAAAUGCCUAAUCUUCGUGCAUUAACUUUUCAAUGUCAAGAUGAUCAAUGGGGUGAUAGUAAUGAAUCAUUAUUAAUAGAAGAUGAAUUUAUUCAAUGGUUAAAACAUCGUUUACCAUCAAAUUGUUUAGUCGUUAGAGAUGAAAGUGAAUUAUCUGCUAUUCGAUUAUGGAUUCGUUAA